GUCUUGCUAAUUCCAAAAAAAUUUCAAAUUGAAAGCACAAAAAUAAAUAAACAAACAAUAGAAAACAUCUGAUUGAAUGUCGAUGAAUGAGAAGAAGAAGAGUUGCAAGUGAUUGCAAGAAGAAAUUUUUCCAGCAAGAAUUUGCAAACUCUCACUGAAAGAACUGUCAAAAUUUCUCUCUCCAACCGCUCUCUUUUGCAGAACUUUUGGGUUAACAGACGACUUCCAGUAACAGUUUGUAACAAUUGUUACAAAUUUUAGGGUAACCAGACACACCUAAUAUCGUCUGCUGAUUUUGAAAACUAUUUCACAACAAGACGAAUAAAAUGUCCUGCAACACGGUUUCCGUUAACAAACUUUUAAAAACAACCGACAUCGUAGCAGAUUCCAAACCCUACUUUUAUCUGCAAACAAAAUGGCUUGAGGAUCAAAUCAUGAUAAAAUUACAAGACUCACAAACGAAUCAGUGCUACACAGGAUCAGUGACUAUCGAACAGAUGAAGGAGGCUGCAAGUGAAUUAAAUAUACCCUACAAUGAGUAUUAUCAAGAGUGUCGUUUAGCACUUACGACGUAUAUUGCAUUACCAGGCUGUUCAUAUAAAUUAGAUGAAGAGGACAAUGCUUUUAAGGUAUGGAAAUCUGAACCGGGCUCCAUACCAAUGCUAUAUAUGGAGAUACCACUAAAAUCAAUGAGAAAUCAUUACGAUAUUUUGGACACAGCCGUGGAGGAACUUCAUAAUCAAAAUAAGGCACUAAGUGAACGAGUGGAAAAAGCGCAUAAAUUUGACGAGCACUCACGGGAACUGCUGGAUGACUAUCGUCUAUGCGUAGAGGAAAAAAAUAAUUUGGAAAGAAGACUUUUGAGGAAAGUGGCCGUCCUAUUAAAUACCAAAAAGCAAAAAAUCGCCGAGUUGGAAGAGCGUCUUAGUAAAUACGAGAAUGUGGAGGGCAGUAAAGGUCUCGAUGGCAAUGACGUGACUAUUGAUGAAGAUGAUGGGGAUAGUCACGUCAGUGGACCCGAGAUUUCCAGAAAGCGUAGAAAACAAAUUAUUGAAAGCGAAACAGAAGACGAAGAAGAAUACAAUGCAAAUACAGAGCCUCUUACAGUGCCAGAAUCAGUUAUGUAGAAGUACGGAUUAUAAUUUGCAAUAAUUUUAAUAAUAAAUGAUAUGAGUACCAUUUCCUAAGACAAAA
Molecule: messenger RNA, 1194 nt
Organism: Musca domestica (house fly)
Lineage: Eukaryota; Metazoa; Arthropoda; Insecta; Diptera; Muscidae
Exons: 1
Coding region: 327-1127 (266 amino acids)
Biological process (GO): DNA recombination; positive regulation of ligase activity; response to X-ray
Cellular component (GO): DNA-dependent protein kinase-DNA ligase 4 complex; DNA ligase IV complex; nucleus
Molecular function (GO): DNA binding
Source: RefSeq, a predicted model, not a curated record